AUGGACGUUAAUGAAUUGGUCAAAACAACAGGUGGACUUUUAUCAUUUAAUAACUUUUUGUCGACAAGUGUUGAUCGAGAAGUAUCUCUUGCCUUUGCUGAGAGUAAUCACAGUGAUCCUCAUCUUAUAGGUGUUUUAUUUGAAAUAACUAGCAAUCCAUCAACAUCAACUACUGUUUUCGCACAAAUUCAUGAUGUCAGUUAUUUCGAAGGAGAAAAAGAAAUUCUCUUUUCCAUGAAUUCUAUUUUCCGUAUUGGCUCAAUAAAAGAAAUCGAUGGAAAUAAUCGUCUUUGGCAAGUCGAUUUAACAUUGACCAGUGAGAAUGAUCCUGAAUUGCUUGCACUUACUGAAGGAAUGCGCCAAGAGAUCUAUUCACAUAUUGACGGAUGGAAUCGUUUGGGUAAGUUGCUGAUUCAACUUGGGCAACUUGACAAAGCCAAAGACAUAUAUGAUACCUUGUUUCGUCAAGCUUCGAGUGAUCGGGAAAAAGCUACUAUUUAUAAUGAACUUGGUGUGGUCAAGAGUGCUCAAGGUGAAUAUAAAGACGCCGUUGCCUAUUAUCGACAAGCACAUAAUAUACUACAGAAAAUUCUAUCAUCAACGAAUAUCUAUUGGACUGUGUCUGACAAUAACAUUGGUUCGGUGUAUUCCAACAUCAAUGCCCAUUCAAAUGCACUCUCUCCUCAUCAAAAAGCACUCAAUAUUUGCCAAAAAACUCUUUCUUCAAUUCAUCGUGAUUUGGCUGUUAAUUACAACAACACUGGUUUGGUGUAUGAACAGAUGGGUGAAUAUUCGAAUGCACUUUUAUUUUAUCAAAAAGCACUGGAAAUUAAACAAAAAACUCUUCCUUCAAAUCCUGGUGAUUUGACUGCUUCUUACAAUAACAUUGGAUAG
Messenger RNA from Rotaria sp. Silwood1, 894 nucleotides. NCBI's taxonomy places the organism in Eukaryota, Metazoa, Rotifera, Eurotatoria, Philodinida, Philodinidae. The record is from the annotation of a GenBank genome assembly.